Ostreococcus tauri is the source of this 1500-nucleotide messenger RNA. RefSeq names its product Serine/threonine-protein kinase, active site. NCBI's taxonomy places the organism in Eukaryota, Viridiplantae, Chlorophyta, Mamiellophyceae, Mamiellales, Bathycoccaceae. Gene Ontology annotation, molecular function: protein binding; protein kinase activity; ATP binding. Bases 1 to 1500 code for a protein of 499 amino acids. The record is from RefSeq and is a predicted model, not a curated record. The transcript has a single exon. Gene Ontology annotation, biological process: protein phosphorylation.
AUGACGCAGCGACGGAGCGGUGACGAUGGGUCCGGGAGCGUGCCGCGCAUCGCCGAUCCCAACUUACCCGUCGGUGCGUCGCCGGGCGCGCGAGCGCCGUACAGGGUUGACCUGGACGAGCCAGAGGGCGCGGAGGGGACGAACAACACGGCGGGCGGAAGCACGUCCGGGGAAGACACGACGAAUAAACCGGGAACCGAUCGGUUCAUUCAGUACUCGCAGAGACAUUUAGUGAGUGAAUUACUGUUCUGCUGCUCGACGGGUAACCUGAAGCGGCUGAAGCGGGUGCUUGAGCGAGCGAACAGAACUAUCACGAGCGAGCCAUUCGCCGACUACGAUAACCGCACGCCGCUGCACGUCGCCGCGAGCGAGGGCUCUUUCGCGGUGGCGGAUUGGUUGGUGAAGAGUGGUGUGUCGUUGAAUAUGAUCGAUCGAUGGGGAUCGACGCCGUUGGAGAGCGCUGUGUACGGGAACCACAGCGAUUUGGUUAAGAUGCUCGUGAAGAACGGGGCGAAGAUCAAGGACAGGGUCAGCGGAACGUUGCUGCCCCUGGAGGAGUCGCACUUGGCGGGCGCUGCGCACACGAGCUUGCCUGCGGACACGAUGGCGUGGGAGAUUCCGGAUGGGGAGUUCAGUAACGUCGAAGAGAUUGGUGCCGGCGCCUUUGGCGUCGUUUACACCGGCAUGUGGCGCGGUACCAAGGUUUGCUUGAAGCAACUUCACAAGCACCUCAACGCGGACGAAGUUGCUCAGGCGGAAUUUCGUCUCGAACUGAAAAUCAUGCAGCAGCUCCAUCACCCUCACAUCGUGCAAUUUCUGGGAACGACGACCUCGACUGAGGGUCUGACUUCCAUUGUCAGCGAGUUCAUGGGUGGCGGGAGUUUAGAACAAGUAUUCAGGAACGAAGAGCUCUUGUCUCUCAAGUUGGCCACGCAAAUGGCGCUCGACUGCGCGCGCGGGAUGGCGUAUCUUCACGGUCGUUCGCCGCUUCCGGUGAUUCACCGCGACUUGAAGCCGGGUAACCUGAUGUUGACGACGAAUCGAACGCUCAAGAUUGGUGAUUUUGGUCUCUCCAAGACGCUCUCCGUGCGCAACAAGCUUCCGCAAGAAAUGUCCCAGGCGUUCAACAUGACGGGCGAGACGGGAUCGUAUCGUUACAUGGCUCCCGAGGUCUUUAGACACGAGUUUUACGGUCCAGCCGUCGACGUGUACGCGGCGUCGAUGAUUUACUACCAGCUCUUCAGUUUCCAGCAGCCAUUCAGCGGAAGAAACCCCGUGGACGCGUGCCGAGCGGCGAGUCUGGAGAACUUACGCCCGGUGAUUCGCGAGGGUUACAUGCCCCCCGAUCUCGCCGCCCUGGUCACGCGCAUGUGGGAUCCGAUCGUGAAGAAGCGUCCCGAUUUCACCGAGAUCAUCCAAAUCUUGACCCCGGUCGCCGCCAGGUACGCGGCGCAGCCCGAUGCUUCCGCCGCCGGUCCCGCGUGCUGCGUCGUCCAAUAA